AAGAAAUCAGCAGCUGUUUUCUUUAUCAGUCAGGAAAACUAUUUUGUACUCUAGCCUAAAUAUGACAAUGGACCGGGUUCAAAUAUAUUCGAAACGCGAUGAAAUUAUUGAAAGUCUAUUGGCUCAUACAUGGGUAAUAGCGCAUGUUUGUACGCCAAAUAUUUACGCUGCGCAUCACGUGAGUGUCAUAUGAAUUAUGAUGGUGCAUUUUAGAAAAGGUAUAUAUAUAUAUAUUUAAACUGCAAUUGUUAAAUGACGGCGUAUAGCUUGUAAUAUAGCAAUAUAGCUGAGUUGAAAGUUUGUCUCGAAACCAAUUGUCACAAGAAAUAGGAAAUGUCAAAGAAAGAGAUGAAUCUUGAGCCGUCUGCUCCUACUGAACAAGAAUUAUAUUCUGGCAUAGUAGACGAUGUCGGAGAUUAUCAAGAUUCACCACCGCCUUACACCGAAGUUCAACCGAAUUCACAUCUCGCUGCUGAAAUGAACGGAGCUACGAGUCUGUCGCCCGAUGCUCAGAAUAUAAUGUUGGAGCCCGCAAGAAACUUGAUUCAAAACUCAAAAUUUCAUGAAGCGGCAUCAAUGCUUGAGAAAUUACCUUUGACCAUAACUCAACAACUAAUGUUGGCAGAAUGCUAUAUCCGACUUCAUCGGAAUAUGAAUGCGACAAAGAGAAUCAUCGAACUCGAAACGAUGUUGACUUCAUCACACCGACCGAAAUUGAGUGACGUCAACAAAGUGAUUAACAGUUAUAUUGAUAAUUCCCAAUAUAUUCGUGCUCUAAUUUUAAUUCUCUGUUCGGCUAAACUGUACAAGAUAGAGUUGAGUCCCGACGUGGCUAUUGUAAGGUUCCACGGAGAGAGAGCUGUGAAAGUUUACGAUAUCAUAAUUUCGAUGAAAAAGAAGGGGAAGGAAAUGCAUGCUAUCGCCAAAGAUUUUGGGGUGGAAAUACUGCUAGAGCUCUUUACAGUCGUGCAAAGUUUUCGCGAUAUUGAACCAACUUUGAAACUCACUCAAGAGGCAUAUGGUAUAAACUUAAUUGCAGCUAUGUAUGGUGCUCUCGAAGAAUAUAAAAAAGAAAUAGACUAUUGCAAUAUUGGAAUUGAUUUCAUGAAGAAAAAGUUUGAUGAAGGUGCUCAGGAAUAUCGUAUUUAUGGUCAUUUGUGGAAUAAUAAAGCAAUAGCUUACGGCCUAGACGGCAACUACAUUGAAUCGGAGAAAAAUUACGUAGUAGCUCUGGAAUGCUACCGUAAAGUUAAAGAUUGGAGGGGCGACGAACAAGAGAAAAAGUUUAUAGGCGGAGUUGAAAGUCGUCUCAGAUCAAAGCGAGACCUAAUUAAGAAAAUGAAUGAAUAAUAAUUUUUCAUAAACCAUUAUUCCAUUAUUAUACAGUAAUGAUUAACUUUGUAUGAAAUUUAAUGAAUCGAUCUCCACUUAUGAUCGAUUAUACCCAAAUAUAUUAAAGACUUCGAAAUAUGCCAAUUUUUAUGAAUCAAGAAAUCUACUUUAAUUUUUGUAAUAACAAAAGCCCAAAGUAAGGCUUAGAACGAUAAUAUAUCAAGACUAUACUCUCUCACGUUGUUUCGUACACUUUUAACAUAAAAACUAUUGUGUAACACGUUUUCAUUUCAUCUUGGGUCAUUUGAGCAUAUGUAGGAUUGCCAUAUUGACUUUUUUAACGCCAAAUUUAACAAUUCUGGUAACACGUUUGGUGUCAGAAUUCCAGUUUGGCGUUAUGGCUUUUUAUGUCUAUUCUAUUGUUUUUUUAUUUAAAAUCAUAUGGAUUACAAUAUUUAGU
Styela clava is the source of this 1792-nucleotide messenger RNA. RefSeq lists its product as uncharacterized. The record is from RefSeq and is a predicted model, not a curated record. NCBI's taxonomy places the organism in Eukaryota, Metazoa, Chordata, Ascidiacea, Stolidobranchia, Styelidae. Gene Ontology annotation, molecular function: protein binding.